AUGGUUUUCUGGAAGCUUGAGGCCCUCGGGUAUGCCGAGCAGGGCCUCCUCGUCGCUUUCCAUCCAGGUGGCAUUGGUUCUCUCGGCGGCGUGGAGGGGCAGGUGCGACGCCACAGAAACAACGAGCUGCUCGGAAUGUUCCAGCAGAAGCGUAAAGUGCCAGUUUACAAAGGAGACCAAUCGCCGUAUGUCUUCCAUCAAGUGCAAGACCUGCAAAGUCAACUGGCGGACGCGAAGCAGCAGAUCCAUCAUCUACGAGCCAUGUUCCUCUCGCUUGAAGUCGGAAGGCCACCACUCAUUGACGACGACGACACCGAUGUUGAAUGGCCUUGUCCAGUGGACGACUACUACAUUCGUCCGGGUGGCAUUACAAGGCCUCCUGGAAGCAGUAAUCCCCAGCACAGUCUUACUGUACUGAUACCGGUCGUGCGGUUCAUCGGUCAACUCAAAAAGACGCUUAAAGCCCGAUUCAUCCCUCCGGGAGUCCUGAAGACCUAUGACGACUAUUUUCGCUCCCUCACGGCGUCUUUUCCGGAGCCUUUCCAGACUAAUCGCGACGCAUACCUCGAUCCAAUCUGGUUAACCCAUGCAUUUACGUUACAGAUUGCGAGGUUCUUCCUCUAUCGUCACAACCUCUCUACCGCCUGCCGUUCAGCAGAUCGUGUAGAUGCGCUGAGUCGCUGUCACACGGUAGCGCUGGAUACCACCAUUUCUAAGACUACUAUAUGUGAAGCUAACGGCUAUCGCUUAUGCAGUUGGCGGGCUAAGGUUCUUUCCACGACUACCACCGUAAUGUGCACUCAUCUCUGGCGGUGUACACUCAUACUCUGUUUCCGAGCUGAUUACUCCAAUGCUCUCUCCUGCGUUCGCGUCAGCUCCGCAGUUGGCGACUUACGGCUUGUUAAUAACGCCUGCGGACGUAACCUGGCCUUUUUCCUCGACCGCCUUACCGAGCGGGUACAAAGCGGCAACGGCAGUCAACAGCAGCUGGAGAUUGACGAGGAGAUGCUCGCAUACGUCAGCGGCGAUAUGCAGGGCUGCACGGAAAAUUCAUGGGUCUGGACGGGCAGCGAGACAGGCAUGAAACUCAACAACGGCUCUUCCCAUUUCAACUUUGGCGGACCUCUUCACCCUGCCACAGACGUCAAUGCUCGUGACGGCGGCGAUAUGGCGAGCGACACGCUCGGCCUCCGUCCCAUAUUAACGGACUCCGACAAAAGAGAAUGGGGCGGGUGGGAGAGAGUUGAGCGGAUGAUACACCAUUUGCUGGACGAUCAGCGGAAGCGAGCUCAGCAAUCACAAGCGUAUUAUCACCAACCUUCACACAACUCAGGCAAGCGGCUGCAUCUGGCGCCGCCGGAAGGUCCGGCCUCUGGACCUGCGUCAGCUGGGACGAGUCCAAAUGGCACGUCACGAAUCAGCAUUGCGAAUAUCAUAUAA
This is a messenger RNA of Coniosporium apollinis CBS 100218, 1440 nucleotides long. RefSeq lists its product as uncharacterized. The record is from RefSeq and is a predicted model, not a curated record. The transcript is spliced from 5 exons. The coding region runs from base 1 to 1440 and encodes 479 amino acids. Lineage: Eukaryota; Fungi; Ascomycota; Dothideomycetes.